This is a messenger RNA of Dalotia coriaria, 2212 nucleotides long. It is a transcript of the gene Cdc45, whose product is annotated as cell division cycle protein 45. Gene Ontology annotation, molecular function: chromatin binding; DNA replication origin binding; single-stranded DNA binding. Gene Ontology annotation, biological process: DNA replication initiation; mitotic DNA replication preinitiation complex assembly; double-strand break repair via break-induced replication. The transcript has 7 exons. Gene Ontology annotation, cellular component: DNA replication preinitiation complex. NCBI's taxonomy places the organism in Eukaryota, Metazoa, Arthropoda, Insecta, Coleoptera, Staphylinidae. The record is from RefSeq and is a predicted model, not a curated record. The coding region runs from base 305 to 1999 and encodes 564 amino acids.
UUACCGUUACUUUUACAAACAGUUUGAAAAUAAUUUUCGCUUGAUUUCAAUUCUCUCCUCACAUGUUAUCACACAAACGUGUAAAAGAUAACAAUGUUUAUACUUAUAUGCACUAUAUGAAUAAACACAGAUUAAUAAAUCUCAUCUUUAAGCCAUAAAAAUGUACGUUUUGAAAAAGUGACGGAGCGCCAAAAUCCAAACCCGCCCUAGGUUAUGUCCGCGAGUUGUUUUCAACCGAAAAUUUUCACGCAUUUUCCGCGAUUAUCACUAAAACAACACAGUUUAACACCUUCCUACACCAAGAAUGUACGUCGAAGAUGUCAAAGAAGAGUUCUACCAAUUUCUAUCAGGCAAACGAAUAUCAAUUAUCGUCCACUAUGACAUAGACAGCAUAUGCACUUGUAAAAUCCUUCAAACUCUCCUGCAAUUCUCCCACACAAUCUACACCCUUGAAGUGGUGGCAGGGCUGGAACAUGUGAGAGAAGCGUAUUUGAAUCAUGCACCCGACUGUAAAUACUUUGUGCUUAUCAACUGCUGUGGUACAGUGGACAUUGUGGAGUUUCUGGAACCCGAAGAAGAUGUUACAUUCUUUGUGCUGGAUUCGCACAGACCCACGGACUUGUGUAAUAUUUUUAGUAAUGGCCAAGUUAGAUUAUUGUCCAGUCCAGAGGAGGAUGGACAAGUGCCUGAGUUUGCAGAUGUUUUCAGGGAGGAUGAAGAUGAUUCAGAUGAAGAAGGCAGUGAUGAUGAUGAAAACGAACAAGGAACAAAACGUCGUCGAUCUAACGAUGACCGAGCACUUCCAGAAGAAAGAAUUCUCCGGAGACGUGAACGACGCAAAUGGGAAGAGAAUCGCAAUCGAAUUCUUUUCGAAUACUCACAGUUUACCUACUAUAACAAAGCUAGCGCGUUGUUCAUGUACAAUCUCGCAUGGAAACUCAACCGUGACGACAAAGACCUCCUCUGGCUGGCAAUUGUCGCCCUCUCCGAGCAGAUGACAUUCGCCAAAAUCGAAAACACCACCUACGUCCUGGAAGCCGGCAGUUUACAAGCGCACGCAACGCGUUUACAAAACCGAUCCAACGACGCCGAAGUGAAAACAUCGCUCAAAGUCUACAUCGAGCGCGAUUUACGUCUGGUUUUAUACCGACACUGGACUGUUGAAGCUAGUCUCAAGUAUUCGAUGCACACCGCUUGUAAAUUACGACUGUGGUCGCAGCGCGGCGAUAAAAAACUGCAGCAGUUACUCGCUGACAUGGGGCUGCCUCUGGUACAAAGCAGACAAACAUACAGAUCGAUGGAAUUACAACUGCGGAAGGAAUUCCAGGGAAAACUACAGGAAUUAGCCGAGAAGUAUGAAUUGGGUGAUGUGUUAUUGACGACUUUCGCUCUGCAAUAUGGCUAUGGGCAUAAAUUCCUAGCAACUGAUAUUGUGUAUGCUAUGAAUUCAAUUCUAGAAUGUACUACGAAUAAAUCCCGAAAGGAAUGCUUUAACCUCGCCCUCCAGUGCCUAUCACGCAACAAAAACGAGAUUCUCUACCAGGGCAUCGAGCGCGCCAAGCAAGUGACGCAGAUACUGUUCAAAACCGUGCAGAGUGCGCUCGAGAUGCGCCAGGUAGUCUCAGCCGGUCCCUUCUUUUACUACAUCAUCCAGGACGGAUGUGUUGACUGGCAGAUGUUCAGCCAGCAACACGUGCUGCUGCUGUUGGCGCAGUUUAUUCUACGCGCGUAUGUCUCGGGGAGUAAAAACAAGAAGGCGAGCGCGAUGCCGCUGCUUGUUUCAGCGCCGUGUGAUCUGAUUAGUGGCGAUUGUAUGAUUGUGGGUAUUCCGCCAUUAUGUGAGAAUUCACCUAAGAAUUUCUUCGGGAAAGCGUUUGAACAGGCAGCUGACCGCACAGGAUGCGAGACUUAUUGUGAUUACUUCGACACAUCAUAUUUUCGAUUGCCCACGAAGCAUCGUACACGUUUCAUCGACGCUUUGACUGCGCUGCUUAGUUAAAAAUUCAUCACACAAAUAUUGCCCGAUGAUUUUUGGAUUUUAAAGAUACGAAAUUUUAUCCUGUCUGUGCCUUAAGUCCAUAUUUCUUAUUUAUUUAAUUAAUUAUCGUCUAAGAACUCAAUUAGUAAUAAUUUUCUAGAGUACUAUGUACUUGUUAACCAAUAAGCGCAACUAGUUGAUGAAUUUCUAUGAAAUUAAAAGUAUUUUAGCGAA